CAGCAGCAUCUGCUGCUGCUGCACGCUGCAGCUCCUGCCUGGGAGCCGGCUCUGCUGCCAGCACGCCUCUCUGAGGGCGCAGGUGCCUCACAUCCAAACUCCUAGGUGGUCAGUGGCACGUCCAGGAGCCAAGCAAGGCGGCUCUAUUCUUUUCUUUUCCUGCCAAGAGCACCUGUUUGAGGACUGCGCUUCUUUUCCUGGACUGAAAGCAUACUUGCCUCCUGCUGUGUGCCCUCCUCCUGGUGUCGGGCUGUGCCCUUAUGGAUGCCCCCAUACAGAUUUUCCGUGAGGAGCCAGACUCCACCUGCUCCCCAGGGCCCUGCCGGCCCCCCAGCACCAGCAGCAGCUGGCUCCUGGGCUGGCCAGACUAUGACACCAACGCCACUGGGGCCUUUGGGGACGGCCAGCACAACCACACCAGCAUCUCCCCCGCCAUUCCCAUCAUCAUCACUGCCGUCUACUCGGUGGUCUUCGUUGUGGGCUUGGUGGGAAACUCCUUGGUCAUGUUUGUCAUCAUAAGGUACACGAAGAUGAAGACAGCGACCAACAUCUACAUCUUCAACCUGGCUAUGGCAGAUGCACUUGUUACCACAACCAUGCCUUUCCAAAGCACCGAGUACCUGAUGAACUCCUGGCCCUUUGGUGAUGUGCUGUGUAAAAUAGUGAUUUCUAUUGACUAUUACAACAUGUUUACCAGCAUUUUCACGCUCACCAUGAUGAGUGUGGAUCGGUACAUUGCUGUGUGUCACCCUGUGAAGGCUCUGGACUUUCGUACACCUCUCAAAGCGAAGAUAAUCAACAUCUGUAUCUGGCUGCUGUCCUCAUCUGUUGGUAUAUCUGCAAUAGUUCUUGGAGGCACCAAAGUCAGGGAAGAUACUGCUAGCACUGAAUGCUCCUUGCAGUUUCCAGACAGAGAUUAUGUGUGGUGGGACAUCUUCAUGAAAAUCUGUGUCUUUGUCUUUGCGUUUGUUAUUCCAGUUCUCAUUAUAAUUGUUUGCUAUACUCUGAUGAUUCUGCGCCUGAAAAGCGUGCGGCUUCUCUCCGGCUCUCGGGAGAAAGACCGAAACCUGCGCCGCAUCACCAGGUUGGUGCUGGUGGUUGUGGCAGUCUUCAUCAUCUGCUGGACCCCAAUUCACAUUUUUGUGCUGGUGGAGGCCUUAGGGGACGUGUCCCACAGCACUGCUGCCAUAUCCAGCUAUUACUUCUGCAUUGCUCUGGGUUACACCAACAGCAGCCUCAACCCAAUCCUUUAUGCCUUUUUGGAUGAAAACUUCAAGAGAUGCUUCAAGGACUUCUGCUUCCCCUUCAAGAUGAGGAUGGACAGGCAGAGCACCAGCAGAGUCAGAAACACUGUGCAAGACCCAGCUUACAUGAGGGAGGCAGGUGGGGCAAACAAACCUGUAUGACUAGUCGUGGAAAUGUCCUCUUACUGUCCUCAGGAGAGGGAGGAGUCCAACGACCUGGGACUGACACAAAUUACCACUGCAGUUUGAAAUCGACUCACCCAGACAGACAUUUCUGGAAUAUUUCAGAAAUCCCAGCAGUUUGAACUAAAGCAAGUUUAUUAUUGAUAAACAAAAAUCUCCUGAAAAUCGGCUCAAAUGAAAAGGACCUGGUUGAUGGUCAGGUUUUGGCACCAUAUCUGCUGUACUUGAGCCAGCACUAAAACACACUUUUGCAGAGUGAAGAGAUAGUGUUGCACCAGGUGAUUCCGGAUAAGAAUAGUUCUCACUCUUCUCUUUACAAUAUGUAACAUUAUAAAAGGCAACAUUUGGUCAUAAAACUGAGCUAUACCAGAAACUUCUGCCCCAACAGUGAUUGCUUCUAAAGCACGGAGUUUGACUACUUGAUCCUCUUUAACAGUGAAGAGUGUUAGGUUUCUGUGAACAAUGCCACAGCUAUAAUCAAUAUUGUCCUCAAUUAAUAUAUCUGUAACCCUUGUUUGUGCUGUGAAAAUCCAAUUUGAGCAUGAUCUACCCACACACCAAAGUGAUUUUAUUGUGUCUGUGUAUGGUAAAGCCUUUUGGCAUUCAAAAAUACUGGAAUUUAAUGGGAAUUGUUAUCACAUGUUUAAUCACCUCUGUGUAAUGUUUUGUAUGUGUGAUUUUCCAAGAUGAUUGUUUCUUUAUUGAGUCUGAAUAAUAUAAUAUGUAUUUUCAGAGUGUAUAUUGAACAAGAGGCUAGAAAACUUCAAAUGCUUCACUUGUUACAAAAUUAAUGAAAAGUUGUGUUACAUUCAUUACAUGGAUGAAACACUCUCAUGUGUAACUUGUUUUCCUGGAUAAUAUGUAAGCAGACUGAAAUAAAUAUUUGACAAAUUAGAAAUAAGGGAAGGAGCACAUGAACUAGCUGGAUUGAUACAAUGGAAAUUAAAUAUUACUGGAUGCUUUAAUGGCAUUUGAUGGAAAAAGAUCCUGGUUUAUUGAUGCUGAUACAUUUUCUUUGAUACAGUCCUAUGAUUUCAGUAAUUUUCUCUGUUUUCCUGUGAAGAUGGAGGUGUCAAGGCACAGAUAAAUAAGUUACUAGGUUGCUGAAGGUAAGUUCAUGGUAAAAUGGAGCCUAACUUCCAGUCUAUAGACUUUUGUCUUCCUGAUGUUAUAUAUCACAACUCCCACUACUGCUGUUGCUGAAAUUUGGCUCUCAUUAUCUUCACCCUGAACACAUACACCAUACAUCUUGUUAAUUUUGUUCUUUAUA
Melospiza georgiana is the source of this 2697-nucleotide messenger RNA. It is a transcript of the gene OPRK1, whose product is annotated as opioid receptor kappa 1. The record is from RefSeq and is a predicted model, not a curated record. Gene Ontology annotation, molecular function: dynorphin receptor activity; neuropeptide binding. The coding region runs from base 261 to 1406 and encodes 381 amino acids. The transcript has 4 exons. NCBI's taxonomy places the organism in Eukaryota, Metazoa, Chordata, Aves, Passeriformes, Passerellidae. Gene Ontology annotation, biological process: G protein-coupled opioid receptor signaling pathway; neuropeptide signaling pathway; sensory perception of pain. Gene Ontology annotation, cellular component: membrane; neuron projection.